Macadamia integrifolia is the source of this 730-nucleotide messenger RNA. RefSeq lists its product as uncharacterized. Bases 116 to 703 code for a protein of 195 amino acids. NCBI's taxonomy places the organism in Eukaryota, Viridiplantae, Streptophyta, Magnoliopsida, Proteales, Proteaceae. The transcript has a single exon. The record is from RefSeq and is a predicted model, not a curated record.
UAGCCCAAGACACUCCACGACAGCCACUCGUUCUUGAAGAGAAGAAAACCACUUGGGAGUCUGGUAUUACUAUCACAGGAGCAGAGAGAGAAAGAAAGACAGAGAGAAUAGUAAGAUGACAAUAACCUGUGCCCUGAAAUCUCAUAUUUCUUUGCCGAUGCAAUCUAACCUCAAUAGGCCAACAGCUGAACCUACCACCGGUCUCAUCCUUCCCCUCAAAACCAAGCCAAGAAGAAACCCUUCAGGUCCAAAACAACAAAGCCUAAUUAUAAAAAGGUUCACUGAGGAAAGCAACAGGGACAAGAAGAAGCCUCUCACCAGCUUCAGCUUCAAACCCGAUGUCCCUAGACCUUCACAGAGAAGGACUGAUGGGCUCCAAAGGUUUGUGAUAUUGGGUGCUGCUUCACUUGGGUUGGCAGUUCUACUUGCAGGGAUAGAAGAUGGGAAUAAAGCCUUGGCUCUGGGUCCUGAAGGGCCUUUGGUAGAGGAGUUUUGGGACAAUAUGAGGAGAUAUGGUCUAUAUAUUGUUACAGUGAGCACUGGAGUUAUUUACACUGUGUUCCAGCCUAUUCUGGAGCUUUUGAAGAACCCAAUCACUGCAAUUCUGGUCAUAACCAUCUUAGUUGGCAGCGUUUACAUUGUUACCCAAGUGCUUUCAGCUAUGGUUGGUGUCUCUAAUUUUUCUUAUGAUUAUGGCUAUUAGUAUUUAGAGUCAUUUUGGAUUAACAAA